Lentinula edodes (shiitake mushroom) is the source of this 1955-nucleotide messenger RNA. Its product is annotated as GDP dissociation inhibitor-domain-containing protein. The record is from RefSeq and is a predicted model, not a curated record. Gene Ontology annotation, cellular component: cytoplasm; nucleus; Rab-protein geranylgeranyltransferase complex. The transcript is spliced from 4 exons. Gene Ontology annotation, biological process: small GTPase-mediated signal transduction; vesicle-mediated transport; protein geranylgeranylation. Gene Ontology annotation, molecular function: GDP-dissociation inhibitor activity. The coding region runs from base 30 to 1787 and encodes 585 amino acids. NCBI's taxonomy places the organism in Eukaryota, Fungi, Basidiomycota, Agaricomycetes, Agaricales, Omphalotaceae.
GGACCGGCAUCUGAUCUUCAUGCAUCGACAUGGACGAUGAAGGCGCCUUCGACGUGAUUGUCAUUGGAACCGGGCUCACAGAAUCUAUCACUGCCGCAGCCCUUGCAAAAGCAGGCUUCAAAGUUGCUCAUUUGGAUGAAAACGUUUACUACGGAGGAGACGAAGCCAGUUUAUCACUGGAUGAGUACAUAGACUGGGCAACUCAACCCAAAACCUCGACUCAGUUUUCCUCAUUUUCAUCUUUAUCUCCUUCUGACACGCUGCCUGAUUCCCGACAAUACUCUAUUUCUUUGUCGCCUUCAGUUAUACCAGCGACAGGUCCACUCAUAUCGUCCCUCGUGGCAUCCGGUGUAUCUCGCUAUGGCGGCUUUCGUCUCGUCGAACAUGUUGCUGUGUACUCCUCUGAUCACAAAGUUAAAACUGUACCAGGAAGCAAAGAAGAUAUAUUCAAGGAUAAGACCAUAAGUCUACUGGAUAAACGUCGUUUAAUGCGUUUUCUGGUCUUUGCAUCGGGAGACGAAGAAUUCGAAGGCCGGGUAGAGUUAGAGGGUACCAACGUUAAUAUGCCAUUUCUUGAGUUUCUCAAGGCGACAUUUUCCUUGAACCAGGAGAUAGCAGAAACUAUAACAUAUGCUUUGAGCUAUUGUACUUCGCCCACUGACAAAACCCUUCCUGCCCUACAUCGUCUUCGGCGUUACCUCCGCUCUACAGGUCGUUAUGGUCAUUCUCCCUUUCUCAUAGGGCACUAUGGCAGUUCUGGGGAGAUUGCACAAGGAUUUUGUCGUACUGCUGCAGUCGCUGGAGCUGUAUACAUUCUCGGAAAACCUAUAUCUUCCAUAACUCGAAACCGGAAUAGUGAGAAGGCUCAAUCCACUCCGACAUACACCCUCACCCUUGCAGAUUUUCCCGAGCCUAUCACUUGUCAUCUCUUAAUCUCUUCGGAAUCUCGUUUGCCUGUGGAACUCAUAAGGAAUAUCGAUGCUGUUCAGCGGAUUCCUUCAGCAUUCCCCUUUGCCGAUGAAGAUAGUCCCAUAAAGAUUGCCCGGGGAGUAUGCGUUAUCGAUCAACCUUUGACCCUCACUCCUACCCAGGAUUCGUUGAUAUCUGGAGAAGCGGACCCCGAAAGCAAUAUACCCGAGUCCAGAUCCGCUUUGGAUACGGGAAUCGUUGUUUUCCCUCCCUUUUCAGUACCGGCAGGUUUUGCUUCGUCAGCUGUAACAGUGCUCGUAGUCGGAGAAGGAUCAUUUUCUGUUCCGAAAGGAAAAUGGAUAAUUUAUAUAUCGACCCCGAUGCUCUCCUCCUCUCCGGACUCGAAUAACAACUCCGACCCUGUCGUUUCCCCGGAAACACUUCUUAAACCUUACCUCGAAGCGACACUUUCGUUUUCCAGUACAUCUUCUGUCAAACCUUUGAUUCCUCUAUUCACAAGCUUCUAUCUCCAAUCUACGUCUCCGUCACCCCGUGCAGCUUCUGUCACUCCGUCAGCUGUGCCAACAGACCUUAGUGCCUCCCUUGAAGUAUCAAACUCUAUAGAUCCACCAUCACCUAGCAUCCUUCUCAUGCCAUUGCCUGUAUAUUUGCCCCUUCCUGAUUCAGGCGAUGCAUCGGCUUUGAACGCUGAGACGGUAUUUCGGGAGGCUAUCAAAGCAUUAAAUAGGUUCAAGCACACCAAAAAGCAAGAGGCUUCCCAAGAGCAGGAUGCACCGCCGGUACGAGAGGAAGAUAAGCUUAAUAUAGAAAGUUUCUGGCCACCUGUUGUAAGCGAGGAAGAUGAUGAGGAUGAAUGAGAGUUUUGUAAUAAUGACUAUGUAUGGUGCAGAUUCAAUUUUGUUUAACAGACUAUGACGAUUCAGCAUCAAGAAUUUAAAUGCCCAUUACUUCUGAUAUGUACAUCAUAGUUUGGCCAGCAUGAUAGCUCUACCACAGUCAAACCUUCAUAUAACCCAUGUUCAAAC